AUAGUUUUACUUUUAAAUUUCACCUUACUUUUUUUAAUUGGUGAAAAAUAUAAUAAUUAAUAUGCAUAACCCUAUUGUUUAUGCUUCUAAAUUACCGACCUUAUACCAAUUAAUGACUAAAUGGAAAUUUGAUGUUAUUUUUGUAACAUGGCUAAAUAUGAACUGUACCAGUGAUCAGAUUGGUGGACACUAAAUUGAAGGCUUUUUUCAGAAGUGCCAAAUAGAAUGAGUGUCCAUUGCCAUUUCUUGUUCAAUGCACUUUUACGUCAUUGUAUAUUAUGUAUAAUGAAAAGCUACUAAUUUACAUUUCAUAUAAUGGUAUUCUGAUUCAAAUACAAUCACUUGCUGUAUUAAUGUCAUCCAUGUUCAAGCAACAAUGCUCAAGGCUAAGAUAUAUAAAACAUUUUUAUGAUAUAUUAAUGGCUUUCAAUGACAAUUGCCUUUUAAUAAUAUUCUACAAGUUAAUGAUCGCAACAAACUUGUAUCAUUGCCUGAUGAAAUCAAGCAGAAAAUUGAUGUGAAAGUCAUGCUGUUGUUUUUUUAAAUUUUCAUAUUUUUGGAUAUAAAGUUAGGUAUAUAAAUGUAAGUCUCAUAACAUGUGGUAUCAUAUUAAUGACUGCAAUACUUGCAAUAUGCUUUUGUCAUUGACGUUUUUUGUUUCUGACUGUUAACCUCAAGAUAUUUCAUUGGGUAUACUUGAAAGCUUGACAUAUAUGGAAUGGUCGCAGCUGGCACAAUACUUGAUGAAUGGUUGUUAGAUACUGGAUAGGUCUAUCAAGGACUUUGGCUUUGGGCUGUAAUUUACCGAAAGCUGUAAAUUACCUAUUUGCUUUAUCUGUACACGUUUCUGUCAGAUCGAUACUGCAACAGCUUGAGCAUAUCUACCAUCUCAAAUGGAAAUUUUCUGAUUCUUUCCUUUGAAACAGUUUGACUACAUGCUAAAAUCAAGUGACGCAUAGCUAGACGUAAUUUAUACAACACACAAAAACUGGAAAUGUCGAACUAUGACGAUGACGAGGAUGUACUUCCCUCGAGCGCAGAGAUCCAGCAGAUGAUGUCGGAGAAAGCGAAGGAACUGUUCACUGUGUGUGAUGCGGAGGAGAAGGGGUUUAUCACGAAGCGAGACAUGCAGCGAUUACAAAGUCAGCUGCCCCUGUCGCCAGAUCAACUGGAACAUGUGUUUGACUCAUUGGACGGGGAUGGGAAUGGUUUCCUGACUCUGGAGGAGUUCACCGAUGGAUUCGGCGGUUUUCUGGGCAUGCGGAGCAGUGACGAUUGUUGUGGGGAGAUGUCCUCAGGAGCAACAUACUCUGAGACAGUUGACCCUGCAGAGGAGGAGCAGAACUUCCAUGAUGUAAUGGAGCAACUUGGCGCGGCCAGUCUCAUUGAGGGGGACUCCACCAUCAAGCAUCUGUGGUGCCGACUGCGGAAGGAUGACUCUGAUAUUGCCUCUACAUUUGAAGACUUUUUGUUCCGAAUAUCAAGUGAGCUUAAAAAGUCCAAGUGCGAAUUUAACAGCUUGGAGGAAGCUUUGAGAAGUAAGACGUCAGCCCACGACGAGGAAGUCCGCAAGCUGUACGAGGAAAUGGAAACACAGAUCAGGAACGAGAAGCAGAAAAUACUGAAUGAGGAGCGUGCAAAGGAGCGAUCACUGCGAGAGGCCAUGGAACAGGAGCUAACAGAGAAAGACAGACACCUACAGGAGCUUCUCACCCAGCACACUGAGAUGGAGGAAAAGCUUGGCUUUCUGAAUACAGUGGAGGCUGAGACCAAAAUCGAAAAGGAAAAACUAGCAAAGGAAAAGGAGGAGCUUGAGGAGUCAUUUCACCGGAGCCAGAACAGCCUCACGGAGUGUCAGGCAUAUAUCAACCAGCUACGACAACAGCAGAAGGAUGACAAACGUGAAAGAGCAAAGGAUGCGCUGAAACUUACAGAAGGCAUUGCGUUGGAACGUGAGACACUUGUCAGCCAGCUUGAAAAACUCAAGACGUUAAAUCGUCGUCUACAGGAUGAAAAAGAUGAAGCUGUUCUAAGGCGGGGAACAUCCUAUCAAAGCACAGCAUCUGAGCUAGAGCAGGCAGAAGAGUCCAUGUCACAGGGGGACAACUCUGUCAGUCGACGGGGGGAACUGGAGAGACAGGGAUCCUCACUCGGAAAAUAUUUCAAUACAAAAAGAGUUCCAACGACUGGCGGUGCAGAGUCGAUCCAAGAGAAUCUGACGGGGGAGAUGAACGGCAGCCAAUUUUAUGAGGUGGAGUGUGAUGACGACGUUUACACAGAAGACCAGACACCUUCCUUCAUACACCAUAACUCCCAGCAUGCAUAUCAUCAUGGCAACCACCCUCUCCACAGCUCUCCAAUCAUCAGGCAGCAUGGCGACAACCGAACCAUUGCAGACCUUGAAGAAGACGGUCAGGUGGCAGAACUCGGGCAAACGGCAGAAUUCGGGCAGACGGCUGGCAGACUACAAAGAGGCAAGCAGGAUGACACACACGACAGUGACCUAGAUACACAACAGAGCAUUCCAAAGCGCACCCAAAGUCCAAAGCCUACCCAAAGCCCAAAACUGAAGCAUUUAAGCCCAGAGGAGAGAAUAAGGGCAGUGAGCCCGCACUUUGAUCAGAUCGCGUACACCACUACAGCAGUGACUAACUUUGCACGCAUUAAAGACAGUGAAGGAAGCUUGUACAGUCCAGACAGUCCCCGCACCCAGCCAGUCGGGGCUGAUGAGGUUGGGGCUGAUGAGAUGAGUGAUUCAGGCAUACAGUCAACAAUGGAGCCAGCGGCUUUACAGCGAAUCUUUAAGGUCGUGUUUGUGGGCGAUUCAGGGGUCGGAAAGUCCAGCUUUAUCCACAGAUUCUGCACGGGGAAUUUCCGUCCCUCGUUUGCAGCUACUAUCGGGGUGGACUUCCAGAUCAGGUCGAUGAAUAUUGAUUGUCAGGUUAUUGUGCUGCAGCUUUGGGAUACCGCUGGGCAGGAAAGAUUCCGCAGUAUAACAAAGCAGUACUUUAGGAAGGCAGAUGGAGUGGUCAUUAUGUACGACAGCACAUCAGAGACAACAUUUACCAACGUCCGAAACUGGAUGGACAGUGUCAAGGAAGGAGCCAGUGAGGAUGCAGUUCUUCUGUUGCUAGGCAAUAAAAGUGAUCUGUCAGAGGAUGACGACAAGAAGGCCAUCAAGAUGAAGGAUGGGUCCCACCUUGCUGAUGAGUUUGGUACACUGUUCUAUGAAACCAGUGCUCUAAAUGGAGAAAAUGUGAAGGAAUCAAUGGAGGCCAUGGCUAGGUUGCUGAAGGACAAAGAGGACAAACAGAUAGAGAAAUCCUUCAAGCUGGAUGACACUCCUGCCAAGACUAAGUGCUGCAGCUUCUAGAGACACGCUGACCUCUACGAAGUUAUUCAUCUGCAAGUUUGACUCACUACUGGACUAAAGCUACUGACCACAAGACUGGUUGACAUUUCUGCAAAUUCUAGUUCAACAGUGGCUGUCCACCUGCCAGGUCACCCUUUUAUUCCUUGAUCCCCAAACACAGACCUAAAUCAUUCACUGCUGCUGCAACACCUAAGUUGAGCCUAUCCAUGGAUUUACUCUGUUGAAACUUCUAGUCCCUGAACCUCUAAAUACAUAGACUUCAAAGCUGGACAAUACCUGUCUGUCGUUGCAACAUGCAGUGGCCCAUUUCAGGACUGAUCAAAAUUCCAACUGCUUAGGAAUGCAUGUUGCUGCAGUUUAAGCCCUCUCCCCAAGCUUUUACAAUUUUUAGCCUUACCCUCACUUUUAACCUUGAUGAACCCAGCACAACCAGCUGCUGCAACCACUCCUCAUCUCCACCUCAUACUGAACUUAUGGCUGCUGUUUAGUUCACAAUUUUAUUUUAGACUUCAUAAUGAUUGUGUUGCUGCUGUUUUUAAUCCUUCAUGUAGUUAACUUGAGUGACUUUGAGGGUCCCUAUAAGCUUUACAGUGCUCCUAUGCAUGUAACUGUUUACUUUAAGUUUGGUUAAUGCCUGUCUAUUAAACUGAUGUAUUAGGUUUACUUAAUGUGUCCUCAAGAUGGCACAAAUAUUACUGGGUAUGAGACUGUGCCGUUAGAUAGUUGAUUGUAUAUCAAACAUUGUGUCCAUAGUGUUUAUAAUAUGCAGUUUGUUUUUCAAAGAAAAAGACCAGAGAUCACUAGCCUUGACUUCAAAAACCUUUUAUAUUCUAAUGGAACUUUUGUUGAAAGAGACAAUAUGUACAUGUACAGUGAGCCCAUACCUCCGGCUUUAAUGAUCAAUCAGGUUUGCCCCUUUUUCAACUGAAAUAUAACAGACCAGAGUUGGCAUUUGCAUUGUGGCGCUCUUGUUUUCAGUUUGGUCUGCCUAUUUAUAUCCAUGUUCCUAGCUCAGUGACACUAUUUAUGAUCAGGGGCCAUAUUAUUAAAGCAACUGAGUGAAAUUUUCAACGGAAUAGUGUUUACGCCAGAAAUAUGAAAAUGAGCAAGAAAAAGGUCCAAAUAAUUCAUGAACUGAAUAAAAUUGUAAAAGGGUAUUUAAUUUUUUGUUGUUAAAAAUUCGGAAUGUUCCUUUUGUUGAAAAUUGUGACAUGAAAGCUUUUUUGAAUACGACCCCUGAUCUCUAUUUAUACGUCUGGCUGUGUAUUACAUAUAAGUUUGACAAAGUCUGAUGCCUUUGUAAUCUUAUUUGUGGUUAGUUUCGUCUUUCUUAAUUGCUGAUUUAAUAAUUUGUAAUACAUUGAAUAAAAAAGGACCAAUACAUGUGCUGAGCUUUUUCAUGACAUUUUGUUAAUCGCUAUCACAGUUUCUGGUUGCUAGGAUUGUCCCUCUUGUUGCCAUGGUAUUAAUGUUGAUGUAUUUAUUUUAAAUUGAAAACUAAGGUUUGACAAGAUUGUGUUGAUGUGCAAUAUAUAUUAUAACUAUGAUUUGUAGCUGUUACAUGUUGAAACUGCAUAUUUCGUUCAUUAUGUGAACCCUUAUUUCUGUUGUCUGUUUAGUUUGAAUGGCUUUUUAUCAACUUAAAUGAUAUGUUUUAUUUCUGUCCUUGUUGUAUGAGUACAUGUUUAUUUCAAAUUGAAUGUAAUGACGUGAACAGACUGACUGACAACAGUGUUUUAUGUAAAAAAAAUCAGUAGUCUCCAUUUUUCAUUUGGCUUAAACUUAAGUGAGCAUAUAUAUAUAUUUACAUUUUAAAAAUAUGCCUUUUAGUUUUAUUGGAACUGUGUCCUGCCUUUAUGAAGAUUCUGCAUUUAUGAAAUAAUGCUAAACAUGACAUUCCAAAAAGACACUUUGUCCUUUAAUUUAUCAACCUUUGGGACUCGAUGUUUACACAAUACAUGUUUAUAUUUAUAUAUAUAUUUACCUGGAUGUAAGUUUUAGGAAAACAACAAAUCACUUGAGACCUCAGUUAGAUUUUAUGAAAAGAUUUUAUGCCAUGUAGCCAUUGUAUUUUUGUAUAUUGUUGUAUAUGGUUGCUGUGCAAAUAUUUUUCAACAUUGAAUGUUUUAAAACAUACAAAAUCUGUGCUUAUAAGGUUUGUGCUCCUUGUUACUAUGGUGAUGGAAUCUGAUCUCAUCUUAUGAUUUGUUGAAUAAAAUCCAUUAUUUUUUGUGCUGAAUUUAUUUAUUGUUACAAAUAAAGUUUUUAAAAAUG
This is a messenger RNA of Mya arenaria, 5647 nucleotides long. RefSeq names its product EF-hand calcium-binding domain-containing protein 4B-like. Lineage: Eukaryota; Metazoa; Mollusca; Bivalvia; Myida; Myidae. Gene Ontology annotation, molecular function: calcium ion binding; GTP binding; GTPase activity. Bases 995 to 3373 code for a protein of 792 amino acids. The record is from RefSeq and is a predicted model, not a curated record. The transcript has 20 exons.